This is a messenger RNA of Laetiporus sulphureus 93-53, 1436 nucleotides long. RefSeq names its product SURF6-domain-containing protein. Gene Ontology annotation, molecular function: RNA binding; DNA binding. The transcript is spliced from 5 exons. NCBI's taxonomy places the organism in Eukaryota, Fungi, Basidiomycota, Agaricomycetes, Polyporales, Laetiporaceae. The coding region runs from base 87 to 1316 and encodes 409 amino acids. Gene Ontology annotation, cellular component: nucleolus. Gene Ontology annotation, biological process: ribosomal small subunit biogenesis; ribosomal large subunit biogenesis. The record is from RefSeq and is a predicted model, not a curated record.
AUCAAGUCCUAUCAAGUCGAGCUUUGGCCGGACAAUCCUUCUCGGUUGUGUUCUCUAGCAUUGCUGGUUCUCGAUAGCUCUUGAGAAUGUCUACAUCGACACUUACGCUGCGGAGCUCACUAGAGAAGCACAAUGCUACUUUCGAGACACUGCUCAAGCUCAUCCCUGCAAAGUACUAUUUGAUGCAGGACGAUUCGGAAGAGCAGAUAGCAUCUAAAUACCAGAAGAACAGCAAAAAGCAGAAGGCACCGAAGCAAGCAAUCAAAGAGGCAUCGAAAAAGGCCAAAAAAGAAAAGCUUGACCCCGCCAAUAAUAAGACCGUCAUCGACAUUCAAAAUGAAUCUCUGCAAGCGGCGGAGCAGAGUGGUUCAAGCAAGAAGAGUAAGGGCAAGCGAAAGGCAGACGCAGCCACGCAAGGCCUGGCUUCUGAUGGAGAUGCUAUGGACGUGGACGUGAUUGUCGAUGUCGACGUCGACGGUUCCGCUUCCGACGCAGACGAACGGCCAACGCAAACCCUGGUGCCAAUGUCCGAGUCGGGCAGCAUCGAGGCACUCAGAGAAAAGCUGCACGCAAGGAUGGCGGAGCUACGGCGCGGAGGGAGGGGAGAUGGCGGUGAUGGGGAGGCAGGGAGCAGGGACGAGCUGCUGGAGGAGCGACGGAAGCAACGGGCGGCGAUGAGAGAGCGGCGGAGGAAGGAGACGAAGGAGAAGAUCAAGCGUGAGGAGGAGAUUAAGGGAAAGAAAGGAACGGAUAAGGAAAAGGAAAAGGAGAAGCACAAGGGACCGCAGACGAAGACGCAAUUACUAGUUCCGGAUCAAGGCUCAUCGUCGAAUUCAGGUCCAUCACAAGAUCCCAAGUCGAAGUAUGCCACCGUCGCAUUCUCUGCGGUCACCGGUAAUCCGAGCAAGAAGGCGGACCGCCUCAAGACGGUCUCAAAUCCUGCUCAGGCAUUGGAACAGCUUGCAGCACGCAAGGAAAGGCUAGCAGCGAUGCCGGAGGAGAAGCGCAAAGCGAUUGAGGAGCGCGAGAAAUGGGAAAAGGCGGAGGCGCGAAUGGAGGGUGUCAAGGUACACGACGAUGAGGCUCGGCUAAAGAAGGCAACGAAACGAAAGGAGAAAACGAAGCAAAAGAGCAAGAAAGCCUGGGACGAGCGCAAGGAGCAAGUUGAGACGACAAUGGCCGCCAAGCAGAAGAAGCGCGCGGACAACAUCGCGACGCGCAGCGAGAGGAGGAAUGAUAAGCGUAAGGGCGUGAAGACAAAGGGCAAGAGUCGGCCGGGUUUCGAGGGCAAGUCGUUUGGUAAGGGUAAGAAGUAGUAUCCUGCGACUCCAUAACUACAGUUUGACGCGCUGUCUCAUCGAGCACGCUUGCUCACAUGUGUACAUGGUUCGUCGAGAGUACUGGCUUGAUUGGAAUACGUCUGUCCCAACCAUUUG